Oryza sativa Japonica Group (Japanese rice) is the source of this 2082-nucleotide messenger RNA. Its product is annotated as D-xylose-proton symporter-like 2. Gene Ontology annotation, biological process: D-glucose transmembrane transport. Gene Ontology annotation, molecular function: symporter activity. Gene Ontology annotation, cellular component: membrane. NCBI's taxonomy places the organism in Eukaryota, Viridiplantae, Streptophyta, Magnoliopsida, Poales, Poaceae. The record is from RefSeq and is a predicted model, not a curated record.
GAGUAGUCCAUGUUAUGUAGCCAAAUGACUCGUAUAGUUAGCUUGGAGGACUGAGCUUUGUGGGUGGGUUGGUUGGUUGGUUAUACAAAGACGCUACGAGUCCGGGAAUAAGGGGGCAACUAGGAAGUUCCUCUUCCUCCUCCGAGAACGAGAACCCACACCUCCAUAACUUCAAUUUCCAAGUUAUAUAUAUAUAAAAAAGGCAAUGGCGGACGAUCCUCUCUCCAACUCCACCACCAACAACAAGAGGGCAGAGGGGAUCCAGCUCCAGCACGGCGACUGCGAGAGCGAGAGCACUGCGCCCUUGCUGCUCGCGCCACACGAGUCCUACCGCCUCUCCGCCGCAAUCCUCCCCUUCCUAUUUCCAGCUUUGGGCGGCCUUCUCUAUGGCUACGACAUCGGAGCAACGUCUGGUGCUACCAUAUCGCUCAAGUCAUCCACCUUCAGUGGCACCACAUGGUACAACUUGUCAUCGCUGCAAACCGGCCUUGUCGUCAGUGGCUCACUCUAUGGUGCUCUCAUCGGUUCCAUCUUGGCAUUCAACAUUGCCGAUUUUCUAGGACGGCGCAGAGAGCUUAUUCUUUCUUCUGUCUCAUAUUUGAUUGGAGCUCUUCUCACAGCAGCAGCACCUAACUUCCCUAUCAUGGUGGUUGGCCGCUUUUUCUAUGGCAUAGGAAUAGGAUUGGCUAUGCAUGCUGCUCCAAUGUACAUUGCAGAGACUGCUCCAAGUCAGAUAAGAGGCAUGCUCAUUUCUCUCAAGGAAUUCUUUAUUGUUCUUGGGAUGCUUCUUGGCUACAUUGCAGGCAGUCUCUUUGUCGAAGUGGUUUCUGGUUGGCGCUACAUGUAUGCCACCAGUACACCAUUAUGUCUCAUCAUGGGAAUUGGGAUGUGCUGGUUACCUGCUUCACCUAGGUGGCUUCUGUUAUGUGCCAUACAAGGGAAGAGGAAUAUUAUGGAGUCAAAAGAAAAUGCUACCCGUUGCUUAUGUCGAUUGAGGGGUCAAGCUUCUCCUGAUUUGGUUUCGGAACAAGUUGAUUUGAUUCUGGAUGAACUGUCAUACGUUGAUCAAGAGAGGCAAGCAGGCUUCAGUGAGAUCUUUCAGGGAAAAUGCCUCAAAGCAAUGAUAAUCGGAUGUGGCUUGGUGUUCUUUCAGCAGGUUACUGGUCAACCAAGUGUGCUAUAUUAUGCUGCGACAAUCCUUCAGAGUGCUGGAUUCUCUGGUGCAUCUGAUGCUACUCGUGUAUCAGUUCUUCUUGGCUUACUGAAGUUGAUUAUGACUGGUGUGGCAGUUCUUGUGGUUGACAGACUUGGGAGAAGACCAUUACUGAUUGGAGGUGUUAGUGGGAUUGCUGUUUCCUUGUUUUUGUUAUCUUCGUACUACACCUUAUUGAAGGAUGCUCCUUAUGUGGCUGUAAUAGCACUUCUACUCUAUGUUGGCUGCUACCAGCUGUCAUUCGGUCCAAUUGGCUGGCUUAUGAUUUCGGAAGUUUUCCCAUUAAGGCUGCGAGGGCGUGGGUUGAGUAUUGCUGUUCUUGUGAAUUUUGCCUCCAAUGCACUAGUCACUUUUGCUUUCUCCCCAUUGGAGGAUUUGAUUGGAACUGGGAUCCUCUUCUCUGCGUUUGGGGUGAUUGCAGUGGCGUCUCUUGUUUUCAUAUUCUUCAUCGUGCCCGAGACGAAAGGGCUCACCUUGGAAGAAAUUGAAGCCAGCCUGUAGAUCCAGCUGCCCUGCGGCUGCUGGCACGUAGGAGAACUGCUUAUUAUUCAGAGAUGUUGCAAGCUGUUGGACUGACUGACUGACUAUCUUUGUGGUGUGGUAAGGUAACACAGUGAGAUCCAUUGAGAGUGAGUUAUGUUGCUUUCGGUCGUUGCUUUGGUUGGAGAAAGAGUAUAGUUCAAACAUAUAUGUCCAUACUGGGUUGUUGUUCAUAAUACAUGAGCACAUCAUUUUUUUUCCUUGAGAACGAUAUAUGUGUGAUUAAUGCUGUACAGCAGGAGCAGUUGGCUUAUGCCAUGUUAUUGGGCACCUGCUGAAUAUUUGGCAUGAUCUAAAAAUAAUAAUGUCUUCGUCCCAGAAUAAUUACA